This is a messenger RNA of Lucilia sericata (common green bottle fly), 2016 nucleotides long. RefSeq names its product neurobeachin-like protein 1. Gene Ontology annotation, biological process: intracellular protein localization. Gene Ontology annotation, cellular component: membrane; cytosol. Lineage: Eukaryota; Metazoa; Arthropoda; Insecta; Diptera; Calliphoridae. The record is from RefSeq and is a predicted model, not a curated record. Gene Ontology annotation, molecular function: protein kinase binding.
AGAGAUCUAUCUAAACCCAUAGGAGUGAUAAACCCCAAAAAUGAAGCCGAGGUACGCUCGAAAUAUGAUUCAUUUGAAGAUCCCUCUGGUGGCAUACCUAAAUUUCACUAUGGCACUCACUAUUCCAAUUCAGCUGGUGUUUUGCAUUAUUUGUUGAGAGUUGAACCAUUUACCUCGUUACACAUUGAACUGCAGAGCGGACGCUUUGAUGUAGCUGAUCGUCAAUUUCAUUCUAUACCACAAACAUGGAAACUUUUAAUGGACAAUCCAAAUGAUGUUAAAGAGUUGAUUCCGGAAUUUUUCUAUUUUCCUGAAUUUUUAAAGAAUAUGAACAAUUAUAAUCUCGAAUUACUUCUGUAGAUUUGAUUUGGUCAUUUGCAAAUAACAAAGGAAAAAGUCGAUGAUGUUAUACUGCCACCUUGGGCGACCACACCUGAAGAAUUUAUAGCCAUACACCGCAGAGCCUUGGAAUCGGAAUUUAGUCAAAAUUUACAUAAUUGGAUUGAUUUGAUAUUUGGGUACCCCCCCCCCGGCCCCCCUGCCGAAGCCUUAAAUGUUUUCUACUAUUGUUCUUACGAGGGAGCUGUUGAUUUGGAAAUCACCAAUCCUGUGGAAAGAGAAGCACCAACAGGCAUGAUUAACAAUUUCGGUCAAGUUCCUUCACAAUUAAUGCGUGAACCACAUCCGCGUCGUUUAACUCAGGAAGAAACAACACUAAAACUUUUGAGAGCCGAAUUAAAGCGACCCGAUUUGACACAAUUUCUUGAUAAGGUUGUACAAUAUUAUUGUGAAAUAUCGACACCAAAAGAUCCUAUCGUCUAUUUGAGUCCACCAAGAUCACCACCGCGUUCUUUUCUACAACUAAGUCCUGAUAUGCUGGUAAGCAUAUCAAAAUCUUGUAUUUUGGGUUGUAAUUCUUGGAUGUCAUAUGAUAAGGAUAGAGGUUUUUUGCUGGAAAUCGAUGCCACUACUACGAAUUUGAAAAAUCGUAAACGUAUAUUUGGCCCUUUGCAUCCUUCACAAAUGCCUCAUUCUCAAAUGUUUGCUAUUAGCACGGAUGGCAAACUUUUGUAUGCCGGUGGUAUAUGGGAUAAUUCUUUAAGGGUUUAUAGUUUGCACAAAGGCAAAACUUUGGCCUCGGUAACCAGACAUUUAGACAUUAUCACCUGUCUGGCUUUGGACAACUGUGGCUCUUAUUUGGUAACGGGUUCUCGUGACUGCACCUGCAUAAUCUGGAGUAUUCAGGGUUUACAUUCUGGUGCUAAUAACAACUCCUCCAAUAUACCAGUUCACGCUUUAACCAGUCAAACUAAUUUACAGUCGAUAAUGCAGUUAAAUACACAAAAUAGUUUUUCACCCAAACCCUUGACAACAUUAUAUGGUCACGAUGAUUCUAUAUCAAGUGUAGCCAUUUAUACAGAACUGGAUAUGGUGGUAUCGGGUUCAUUGGACGGCACUGUUAAUGUUUAUACCAUACAAGAUGGUCAAUUUGUUCGGACUUUAAAACCGAUUGGUUGUACAGAGUUUUGUGUACAGAUAUCGUAUGUAACAGUUUCAUAUCAUGGUCAUAUUGCAUUUAGUGCUUUGGAUGAUACAUCUCAUUCAGUACACGUUUACAGCAUUAAUGGCACCAGUUUAGGUUCCAAAUAUGUAUCGGGUCGUGUUACAGGUUUGGCCACAGCAUCGGAUUAUUUAGUUGUAGCCGAUGAUGCGGGUGAUAUAACAUUAAGUCGUUUGCAUGGCCUAAAGCCGGUAUUUGAUAUACCGUUACAUGUGCCCAUACAAACCGUAGUCGUAACACCGGGUAAUACACAUAUUCUAGCCCCAUUACGUGAUGGACGUUUAGCUGUGGUAGCUGUUCAUUUACCUGUAGGUAUUAAAAAACACUCUGUUCUUAAUGUAUAGGUAUAGUAGGAGGAUAUACGACACGAAGGAAUUAUUUCUUGAGAAAACGAAUUGUUUCAACGAAUUGUUUUUAAAUUUAUUUUUAAUCUAUAUAAAUCAUUUUUUAAUUUA